This is a messenger RNA of Colletotrichum aenigma, 1497 nucleotides long. It is a transcript of the gene LIP1-7, whose product is annotated as Lipase 1. The record is from RefSeq and is a predicted model, not a curated record. Bases 1 to 1497 code for a protein of 498 amino acids. The transcript has 3 exons. NCBI's taxonomy places the organism in Eukaryota, Fungi, Ascomycota, Sordariomycetes, Glomerellales, Glomerellaceae.
AUGGAACCACCUCAGCCGCUGAACUCUUCGUUUGAGGAGACGAGGAACGCUACCGAAUAUGGAUGGAUGUGCAUUGGGUAUGGUUCAGAUACUGCCAACCUGGGCAACCCAGUCUCAGAGGACUGCCUGACGAUCAACAUCGUCCGUCCGGCCGGCACGAAGCCUGGAGAUGACCUCCCCGUAGGUAUCUGGGUUCACGGCGGCAGUUACGUCAACGGCGGCUCUCGCGACCCGAGAUACAACCUUAGCUACAUCGUCGAGCAGUCCGUCAAGGAGAACAAGCCCAUCAUCGCCGCCAGCAUCAACUACCGUCUCUCCUACUGGGGCUUCCUCUUCAGCCAGGAACUUCAGGACGUCGGCGCGGGCAACAUCGGCUUCAGGGACCAGCGCUUAGCUUUGCGAUGGCUUCAAGAGAACAUCUCCCCCUUCGGCGGCAGCCCUGACAAGGUCACCAUCUGGGGCGAGUCGGCUGGCGCACGGUCAUUGGGUAUGCAGCUCAUUGCCUAUGAUGGACAACACGACAACCUGUUCCGCAGCGCCAUCCUCGAGAGUGGUAGCUCUGUCGCCAAGUUCGUCGGCGCUGAUGCCUGGCAGCCGUACUUCGAGGCACUCUUGGCCAAGACUGGAUGCGCGGAUGCUAGCGACCGUCUGGCCUGCGUGCGCGCGCUCCCAUGGCAGACCCUCAACGCUAUCUUCAACGGCACCAACCCUUUGAGCGUCACCGCACCUACGAUCAGCGCUGUCAUUGACGGCGACUUCAUCAGCGACAAGGCCACGACGCUUCUUGCCGAGGGUAAAUUCGCUCCCGUUCCGCUCCUUCUCGGCAACAACUUUGACGAGGGCACGGGCUACGCCAAACAGGGCAUCAACACCACGGAGCAGUUCGAGUCGUGGCUCGCUAGCAGUCUGCUGGUCGACUCCACACAGAUCGCCGCUCUCAAGGAGUUGUACCCUGAUGACCCCGCCGUCGGUAUCCCAGCGUCGUAUCCCGAUCGACCCACUGGCACUGCGUUCGGUUCGCAAUGGAAGCGUGUCGCGGCCGUCGCAGGAGACUAUCAACAGCACAGCGGUAGACGCCUUCUCGCCAGCUCGUAUUCUGACGCCGGCAUCCCCGUCUACUCUUACCGCUGGAACGUGUACGUCAACGGCCUCGGACCCAUCUACGGCGCCACUCAUUUCCAGGAGGUUGCGUUCGUCUUCAACAACGUCAAUGGUCUCGGAUAUGCGACCAACCCCUUUGAGGGCAAGCCGCAGUCGUACGUUCAGCUGGCCGACAAGAUGAGCAAGAUGUGGGUGGCCUUCAUCCACGACACCGACCCCAAUCAGUGCAACGGCUGGCCUUGGCCUUGGACCAAGGGUCUUGUCUGGCCCCAAUACACGCCUGAUCAGCCGCUCAACCUGGUCUUCAACGCCAACUACUCCAAGCUUGGUUACAUUGAGAGGGAUGACUACAGGGCAACUGAGAUCGCCUACAUCCAAGAGCAUGUUUAUGCUUGA